Molecule: messenger RNA, 1159 nt
Organism: Hibiscus syriacus
Lineage: Eukaryota; Viridiplantae; Streptophyta; Magnoliopsida; Malvales; Malvaceae
Product: SNF1-related protein kinase regulatory subunit beta-1-like
Exons: 5
Coding region: 267-1133 (288 amino acids)
Molecular function (GO): protein binding
Source: RefSeq, a predicted model, not a curated record
UAGUGAAGACAAAUUAAAGAGAGAGAGAGAGAGAGGGAGAGAACAAGGUUUUGAUCAGAACUACCGUGUCCCGGCAAUUGCAGACUUGCAUUUGAACACGUUCCUAGUGUCAAUCUCCGUAAAUAAACCCAAAGCCAGUGUUCUUUUAAUCCCUGUCUUCAUUCAACUACCAGAACAAGUUUUUCUCUUCCUUUAUUCUCUUUUUAAUCUAAUCUCGUCCUCUCUUUGGAUAUCUUUGACAAUUUACAUAUUAAAAAGUUGAAGAUAUGGGGAAUGCAAACGGAAGAGAAGACGGGGCCAACGGCGGUGUCGACGAUCUAUCCGGAAGAUCCAAUGGCGGCGACCCCGUAGGUCGAGGAGCCGCUGCAGUGGGAGUUCGCGUGCCAUCGUCUGAUUCAAUGGUGAAUACGCCGCCGCAGAGUCCUCGCCGGUCUCAGUCUCCUCUUUUGUUCGCUCCUCAGGUUCCUGUAGCUCCCUUACCAAGAGCUGAUGGUCAUUCCUUUUUCAACCAAACUUGGCAGCAUGAGUUUCUUGUGGUUCCCGACAGUCCAUCCGAGAAAGGAAUCCCUGUCAUUAUUACAUGGAAUUAUGGUGGUAACGAUGUGUCCGUGGAAGGUUCUUGGGACAAUUGGAGAUCAAGGAAGACACUGCAGAAGGCAGGUAAGGACCACUCUAUUCUUUUGGUCCUUCCAUCUGGCAUAUACCAUUAUAAGUUCAUUGUUGAUGGUGAAUGGAGAUAUACACCUGAUCUGCCUUUUGUAUCUGAUGAUAUGGGCAAUGUUUGUAAUCUUCUUGAUGUUCAUGAUUAUGUACCUGAAAAUCUAGAUAGUGUAACUGAGUUUGAGGCUCCAGCAUCUCCAAAUUCCAGUUAUGGUCAGGCACUUCCAACCGAAGAAGAUUUCGCGAAGGAGCCUGCUGUAGUUCCAUCCCAGCUACAUGUAACCGUCCUCGGUUCAGAUAACCAAGAUGGAGCAUCAUCCUCGAAGCCUCAACAUGUUGUACUUAACCACCUUUUCAUAGAGAAAGGAUGGGCAUCACAGUCUGUGGUUGCCCUUGGAUUGACCCAUAGGUUCGAGUCCAAAUACGUGACUGUUGUACUCUACAAGCCACUUAAAAGAACUUGGAAAGUUUAAGCCCAUGAUCCAACUUUUCAAUAAUU